AUGGUGGCCAUGGAGCUAGGCUGCGGCGUGCUGCAGGUGCGCAAGCUGCUGCAAAAGCACGGCAUCGGCGCCGAUGAGGACAGCAGCGGCGGCAGCGGCAGCGACGCGGGCAGCGACGAGGACGGCGGCGCCAGCGCCAGCGGCAGCGGCAGCGGCAGCGAGGGCGGCGGCGGGAGCGGGAGCGGGAGCGGCUCAGAGGGCGGAGGCCGGGGGAACCGGGGGCGGAAUAAGAAGCGGAGGGGCGGCGGCGGCGGCAAGCGGGUACCCGUGGAUGAGGAGCAGCUGCGGGAGCUCUACGAGCGCUUCAAGGUUUGA
This is a messenger RNA of Monoraphidium neglectum, 315 nucleotides long. RefSeq lists its product as hypothetical. The record is from RefSeq and is a predicted model, not a curated record. NCBI's taxonomy places the organism in Eukaryota, Viridiplantae, Chlorophyta, Chlorophyceae, Sphaeropleales, Selenastraceae. The transcript is spliced from 2 exons. Bases 1 to 315 code for a protein of 104 amino acids.